AUGGUGACCUUCUCGACCGAUUACUGGGCUCCAGCCAUGGAGGUCAACGUCCGAAGACGCCCCGAAAAGUCGCCCCUGAAGCAAGGCAGCCAAAACUCCGAUGCCAAGCAGCAACAAUACCUUCAUAACGAAGAGCAUUGGAACACCUUACGACAGGUCCCUACCGUCGAUUCCUCAACCUCCUCGACUGGUCAUCUCUCUGGCCUCGGCAACGAAUCCGCUGCGGCCCUCAAGAAGACUCUCUACCCAAAACCCCCACCUGUCGCUGUGACCAACAAGAAGCAGACCCUGAUGCACAAGAUCUUCCAUCACGAGCCCAAAUCUAGCUCGGCCAGCCCCCCUUCUUCCCCGCUUCAUUCGUCUGCCGGUGGGAGCAACCACGGCUCGCCCCUGGAAGAGGACCCUUACCUGUUGACGACUGCUUCUCCUAGCCCCCUGGAGAAGAAGAACAUCUUCAACUUUUUGGGUCGUGCCUCGUCCUUUGGUAGCGAGAGGAGCGAGCCCAAGAAGUCGCCUGACUGUACGCUUCUGAAGAAGUAUGGAUUGUGCGACAAGGGCAGCAUUGGUCAAGGAGCCACCGCCGUUGUCCGUCUCGCCCACAAGUUGUCCGAGAAUGACGAUGGUACCGAGCGUCUUUUUGCAGUCAAGGAGUUCCGUAAGCGCAGAAGGGACGAGACCGAGAAGGAGUAUGUCAAGAAGCUGACGAGCGAGUUCUGUAUCUCGUCCACCCUCCACCACGAGAACAUUGUCGAGACCGUUGACCUGGUCCAGGACGAGCAGCACCACUGGUGUGAAGUCAUGGAGUACUGCUGUGGUGGCGAUCUUUACAACACAAUUAAGCAGGGACACAUGUCACGGGUCGAGAUCGACUGCUGCUUUAAACAACUGAUCCACGGCGUCGCCUAUCUGCACUCGAUGGGUGUCGCCCACAGAGACAUCAAGCCCGAAAACCUCCUCCUCGAUGGCGACGGUCAUCUCAAGAUCACGGAUUUCGGCGUCUCGGACGUCUUCAGGAUGUGCUGGGAACAGAACUCUCAUCUCUCCAAGGGCCUCUGCGGAUCCGAGCCUUACAUUGCUCCGGAAGAGUUCAUAACCAAGGAAUACGAUGCCCGCAGAGUCGACAUCUGGGCCUGUGGAAUUGUGUACUAUUGUAUGGUCUACCAAGGAAUCCCUUUCCGUGCCGCCACGGCUCAGGAUCCCAACUACCAACACUUCUUGAGCACCAACGCCACCAACAGCUACGAGCCCUUCGAGAAGCUGCCCAUGGGCGCCAGGAGUCUGAUGAAGAAGAUCCUGGACCCUAACCCGGUGACCCGGAUCACGAUCGAGGGCAUCCAGGAGGAUGAGUGGUUCAAGACCAUCGAGACUUGCAUCCAUGGCGAGAACAUGGAUCCUCAUCGCCAUUUCGAGCCCAGCAUGUAA
Molecule: messenger RNA, 1422 nt
Organism: Linnemannia hyalina
Lineage: Eukaryota; Fungi; Mortierellomycota; Mortierellomycetes; Mortierellales; Mortierellaceae
Source: the annotation of a GenBank genome assembly